GUUUAGCAUUUAUAAGUCGACAUUGACUUCUUGUCAAUUCCAAAAUAAGGCUUCCGCAAAAGCACAUGGAUCACGCUUAUUUAUGAACUCUACUAAAAAGUGUCGAGUAGCAUUUUUGGUGUUUUUUAAAAUUGCUUUGAAUUCAACAGAAAGAUUCUUAAAUCAUUUUGACAAGCAAGCAACUCUUGUAGGCGAAUGCUAUAUGAAUUAAAAUGUCAUUUGGCUCACAGAACUUCGUUUUUUUAUUAUGUAUAUCCUCACAAAUACGAGUUUCUUUUGCUGUCAGUUCGUCGGACGGAUACGAUUUGCAAAGAGGCAUUGACGACGAGUUUAGGAACAUCGAAUGCGAUUCAAAACAAAGCAGAUGCACUAUGGAGCAAUGUGAAAGGCGAAAUGCUAAAUGUUCGGACAAUUCCUGCCGUGUAUGCCGAUGUCCUAACCGUGGCACAUUUCUCGUUUUUCCUGAUCUGGUCGGAAAAUGUUCUAAAGACGAAGACCUUGUGAAAGCAUUUGGAUGCUAUCAUUUUGAAAAGCUAGUCGCGCAUCUGAAUAGAAAGUCAUGCAAGAAGAGUUGUUUUCGUUUUUAUUUCCCUGAAUUGACAGGCGAAAAUGCUUGUUAUCUAAAUUGGUCAGAGUCAAAAGUAAUGUUUCAGAAUGAUCAAGAAUGGCACUCUAUUUCGAGCUAUCUAAACGAAACGCAGAACUCUAUUACAAGCAUCCCUUAUGGAAAAUCUAUGAUUAAACUAAAGAUUCAAGGACAUGCUGUUCAAAUUUUGAGCAACUCGUUAGUGAAACUUAGUGUCUCUUGUGGAAACGGAAAAAAUCGCUGCAUCUUAAUGAAAUUUCAUUCUCACGACGAAAGAACGUGGGCAGCUAAUAACAGUAUAAACAGAAACAAGUUGACAGCAAUAGCAGCCUGCCUUUCCGGUGGUAUUUGCGUCUUGGUUGUGCUUGUCUGCUUGUUUUUCAAAUGGAAUAGAAAUAGACUGAAGAAAUCUGCUAGCACACAAGUGAAUACAGAUGCACAAGAUGCACAAGAGACCAUUGAAGAACCAGAGACUUCGGAAGAAGACAUGCUGUGUAUGCACCCCAAUCCUUUAUACAGAAAAAACCACCAACUGAUUACAGCUCAAAAUGAUCCAGGAAAAAAAGCACAAAACGACAAAAAACGAAAUGGACUACAUAAAGUAUUAUAUUCUGAUAAAAUAUGGCCGGUUAUGACUGAUGAUCCCAUUUCUUCAACGAGCAACACCAUCGUGGAUAGACCCGUUAAGAGUUUUGAAAAACCACCAUCAACCAAGGACUGUUCGGAGAUGGAAGAAUCGCUUGAAGAAUUGGAGGUAAGCAAUUCGAUGGAUAGAAAACGACGUAUACUCACCAAAGCGCUGUCAAAAUCACCUAGUACUCCUCUUCAAACUGCCGAUUUCCCUUAUGGUCAGGGUAUAGACACAUCGAAGGCAGUUAAACCUUAUCAUUACGUUACAAUUGACCCAUCAAUGAAUUACGACCGUGUAAUGGAAGAGGAUGUCCAGUUACUCGUGGACAAUGCGAGGAGAGCCAAAUUUGCUGACGAAGAGUUGCAGGAUGGGAUACCAACCAUUUCAAACAACGGUUACGCCGUACCCCGAGGAUGCAAUGCCCAGUCGAAUGAAGAGAGGAAAGUGGACAACAAGGACUCUUACUACAAUUUUGAAGCCAUACAAUGCAAAGCACACUGUGAAAAUCUAGAACCAAGCGAGCUCGGUUAUAUUGCUCCUGAAGAAAUCAACGUUCCUUCUCCCAAAUACAGAUUUCACAAAAUACUUAAUGAAGCAAACGAACAUUACGACCAACCUUCACCUCAAAAAGAUCUGUCAGCAAAAUCACGUGAUCCUACGAUGAAGACUCUGUUUACCGAGGGACAUUAUUAUGGAAACAACACAAAUGAACAUAUGACAAACGAACAUUACGUCCAGCCUUCUCCCCAGAACUACCUUUCAACAGUUUCACGUGAUGCUAUGAUAAAAACUUUGUAUACUGAGGGACAUUAUUAUGCCAAUGACACAUUCAUUAGAGUAAACAAUUCAAAAGGAGGAAAGAAGAUAGACGAAGAAAAUUACGUCGACAUGAAUUGCGCAUGAUCUCCUAAAGGUUCCAAAUUUUAUCUACGACGAGCGUUCACAACAUUUGCUGACCGACUAAGCCCUGGUGGACGUUCUUAUGCGACGCUCGCCAUAUAUUGAUAUUUAAGGACAAAAACCAACUGAAGAUAUGAAAUAAUGUUCAGAAAACAAAAUAUUGUUUUUCGUGCAGGAAGUAUUUUAUGGCUUACACUCUAUAUAAACUAAGAGUGGCGUGGUCACCAUGUAUAUUUUGGUGUUAUUUUGUGUUUUAUUUUUAAAAUCAUUAUCACUUUUUUGGAAAUCGUUUAGUUUUGUUGUACGUGAGUAAAAAAAUUGGCAUAACAAGAAAAAAUUUUCGGGCUAACUA
This is a messenger RNA of Xenia sp. Carnegie-2017, 2469 nucleotides long. RefSeq lists its product as uncharacterized. Lineage: Eukaryota; Metazoa; Cnidaria; Anthozoa; Malacalcyonacea; Xeniidae. The transcript has 6 exons. The record is from RefSeq and is a predicted model, not a curated record. The coding region runs from base 213 to 2120 and encodes 635 amino acids.